Molecule: messenger RNA, 1736 nt
Organism: Bombyx mori (domestic silkworm)
Lineage: Eukaryota; Metazoa; Arthropoda; Insecta; Lepidoptera; Bombycidae
Product: S-formylglutathione hydrolase
Exons: 5
Coding region: 803-1666 (287 amino acids)
Biological process (GO): formaldehyde catabolic process
Cellular component (GO): cytosol
Molecular function (GO): S-formylglutathione hydrolase activity
Source: RefSeq, a predicted model, not a curated record
AAUUGGCGGGAACACGAGGAGUGAAGUUGUGUGAUUUGUUUUAUUUUUUCUAUUUAGUAUUUCUUCAGGCUUAAAUGUGUAAUAACGGUGGUUUAUUAACUGUUUAAUAUCUGUGAAAGUGCCCGAAUGUAGGAAAAUGAAAGAAAGCCGCUGGACGUAACUUCUCGGGAUCCUCCAAAAAGUCCACUGAAAAAAUCUUAGUAAAAGACCACCAUUUUACUGAGAUUAUUUUUCAUCCCAUAUCAUCUUAUCUCUACAUUUAAUUUCAUCCCAGUUGAUUAUUGUCUCAAAUUAAUCAUCUUCAUUUCCUUCCACUCCACUAAAUCAUCAUAAAAUUAAUAAUAUAUAUUAUAAAUUAAAAUAAGACAUGGCCUAAAGGUCUUAGUUACCAGGUCAUAAAAUCCCUUAAAAAAUCUGAUAAGCUUUCGUAUUUCCUUAUUUAUCAUAUCAAUUUAAAAUUUUAUUCUUGUAUAACUUCCGUGGCAGGCAGACGGAAAUUAGUGCCGUGGUAAAUAGUGGUUACAAGAUAAUUGUGAAUAUAAUUUUUCCGGAGGCUCAUCAGGUAAUAAUGGUUAAUAAACAUGGUUCUAAACUAAAUGGCAACAAAAAAGCGUUCAAUGAAGCUUAACCGGCUUUGACUUUCAAGUAGCCGGCUUUGAUUUUCAAGGACACUAUUCAUAAUUCAUUUGAUCGAAAUGUGGACACGAUAGUUAGUACCAGAGAACAGUAUAUACAUGUUGUACCACGCACAAUUGAAUCACUGAGCCAGUAGAUGCCAAGAAAUACUGUCUAGAAAUCAAACAUGGACAGCUUGCAAUUAGAAUCGUCCAAUAAAAUUUUUGGUGGUUAUCAAAAAGUGUAUUCUCAUGCAUCAUCUGAAUUAAAAUGCAAAAUGAAUUUUUCUAUCUAUCUCCCCCCUCAGGCAGAAGGGGGUGAUGUGAAAUUACCACUUCUAUAUUAUUUGUCUGGUCUAACUUGUAGUGAACAAAACUUCAUCACUAAAUCUGGUUUCCAGAGGUAUGCAGCCGAACAUGGUGUAAUUGUCGUAGGUCCUGAUACUUCGCCACGUGGAGUUAAGAUUGAUGGAGAUGAUUCAUCAUGGGAUUUUGGAGUUAGUGCCGGUUUUUAUUUAGACGCCACAAAUGAACCAUGGAAUAAUAAUUACAGAAUGGGCAGUUAUUUGAAUGUUGAAUUAUAUGAUUUAAUUUUGAAGGCUUUUUGCAAUGUGGUAGAUCCUAAUAGAAUUGGUAUUAUGGGACACAGCAUGGGAGGGCAUGGUGCUUUAGUUUCUACUCUGAGGAAUCCUGGCCAGUACAAGUCAGUAAGCGCUUUUGCUGCUAUUUGUAAUCCAAGUGCUUGUCCAUGGGGAGUGAAGGCUUUUAGUGGAUAUUUGGGAGAAGAUAAGAGUAAAUGGGCGGAAUGGGAUGCCACAGAGCUGGUUAAGAAAUACAAUGGACCUCCUCUUACACUACUACUAGAUCAGGGAAGUGGUGAUAAAUUUUAUUUAGAGAAGCAGUUACUUCCUGAGAAUUUGGUGGAGGCAUGCCGUUCUGUAGGAGUCCCUGUCAUUUUGCAACUACGCGAUGGAUAUGAUCACUCCUAUUAUUACAUCUCUACUUACAUUGGCGAACACUUCGACUUCCAUGCUAAAAUACUUAAAGCGUAGGUAAUGUACCAGUGGACUAAUAAAUGCGUUUAAAAUGUAAUUUUUUGUUAAUAAAAUCGUUUUGGAAUAA